Notechis scutatus (mainland tiger snake) is the source of this 4255-nucleotide messenger RNA. RefSeq names its product BicC family RNA binding protein 1 (gene BICC1). Gene Ontology annotation, cellular component: cytoplasm. NCBI's taxonomy places the organism in Eukaryota, Metazoa, Chordata, Lepidosauria, Squamata, Elapidae. Gene Ontology annotation, molecular function: RNA binding; protein binding. The record is from RefSeq and is a predicted model, not a curated record.
GCGAAGCUCUGGCGGGCUGGGAUGAAGCCGGGGGCGGCCUCCUCUGGGGCCAGAUAGCUUCCCGAGGGGGCGGUAGAGGCGACGGCGGGGGCGGCGGCUGCUGCUGCUGCUGCAGCGGGGAAGAAGCGGAGCAGGCGGCGGCCGAGGGCGACGGGGCCGGGGUCUCCGCGACCUCGGCCGCCGCCGGCGAGUGGGGCGCAGCGGCCGGGCCGAGGAUGGCCGCGCCGCCGGGCUACCCUCUCUCGGACCCGGGCUCCAACAGCGAGCGCAGCGCCGACUCGCCCCUGCCCAGCGACGGAGGAGGAGGAGGAGGAGGCGGCGGAGGCUGCUCGGCCGGGCCCUCCCGCGCGGCCCCGGACAGCCCCGAGUGGGGCGAGGAGCGGUUCCGCGUGGACCGAAAGAAGCUGGAGGCCAUGCUGCAAGCUGCUGCUGAAGGAAAGGGGAAAAGUGGAGAAGACUUUUUCCAGAAGAUUAUGGAGGAAACGAACACCCAGAUUGCUUGGCCCUCUAAACUGAAGAUUGGUGCAAAAUCCAAGAAAGAUCCUCACAUUAAAGUCUCUGGAAAAAGGGAGAAUGUUAAAGAAGCUAAGGAAAAGAUCAUGUCUGUCUUGGAUACAAAAAGCAAUCGAGUCACCCUGAAGAUGGACGUAUCCCAUACUGAGCAUUCUCACGUCAUUGGCAAAGGAGGGAAUAAUAUUAAAAAAGUGAUGGAAGAAACAGGCUGCCACAUCCAUUUUCCAGAUUCUAAUCGAAAUAACCAAGCGGAAAAAAGCAAUCAAGUGUCUAUUGCAGGGCAGCCAGCCGGAGUGGAAUCUGCCAGAGUUAGAAUACGGGAACUGCUGCCCUUGGUGUUGAUGUUUGAAUUACCUAUAGCUGGAAUCCUUCAACCCAUCCCCGACCCAAGUUCUCCCACGAUUCAGCAUCUAUCACAGACAUACAAUAUUUCAGUGUCCUUCAAGCAGCGUUCUCGGACAUAUGGUGCUACGGUCAUGAUCAGAGGCUCCCAGAAUAACACGAGUGCCGUGAAGGAAGGAACAGCUCUGCUCUUAGAGCACCUGGCCGGCAGUUUAGCCUCCGCCAUCCCGGUGAGCACCCAGCUAGACAUAGCAGCUCAGCACCACCUCUUUAUGAUGGGCCGAAAUGGCAGCAACAUCAAGCAUAUCAUGCAGAGAACCGGUGCUCAGAUCCAUUUCCCUGAUCCUAGUAAUCCCCAGAAGAAAUCCACUGUCUACCUCCAAGGCACAAUCGAGUCAGUCUGUCUUGCCAGACAAUAUCUCAUGGGCUGCCUUCCUCUUGUGCUGAUGUUUGAUAUGAAGGAAGAAAUCGACGUAGAACCACAUUUUAUUACACAGCUGAUGGAGCAGCUAGAUGUCUUCAUCAGUAUUAAACCAAAGCCAAAACAGACGAGUAAGUCUGUGAUCGUGAAAAGCGUUGAACGAAAUGCCUUAAACAUGUAUGAAGCACGGAAAUGUCUCCUGGGUCUGGAAAGCAGCGGUAUUGCCGUAGCAACAAAUCCCUGCCCCAUCUCUUGCCCAGUUGGCCUUCCUUGUCCUGCCUUGGACAUCUUGACCUCAGCUGGCCUUGGACUAACUGGACUUGGUCUUUUGGGUCCAACCACUUUAUCUGUCAACACAUCCACACCUCCAAACUCCCUCCUAAACGCUCUCAAUAGUUCGAUUAGUCCUUUGCAGAGUCCAAGUUCAAACACGCCAAGUUCAACUUUCUGGGCUUCCUCAAUCGCUAAUACAAGCACUACAGGUUUCUCUGCUAUUCCUCACCUGAUGAUGCCACCCAAUGCACAAGCCACGUUAACCAGUAUCUUGUUAUCCGGAGUGCCCAAUUAUAGUCAAAGCACACCAUCUCCUCCUCCUGGCUUAACUCCUGUUGAUAUUCACGUGAAUGGCAUGCAAGUGGAGAAUAAGAAAAACCCAACCUCGUCAUUGAAUGGUCAUGUAAAGACCUCAGCUAUGAAGUAUCCUGCAUUCUCUGCCACAGCUCUUGGUGAAAAUGUAUUAAGUGCAAACCACAGUGAUCCUUCUCGGACGAUUGGUAACCAUAAUGCCCCUGAACCAGUGACGGCCAAGACAAACUCUGGCGAAGGUUGCAGUGAUGCUUUUGUAGAAGUGGGCAUGCCGAGGAGUCCUUCACACUCUGCAAAUGCCAAUGAUCUCAAGCAGAUGAUGAGCACCUCGAAGCAGUCCUGCACGAAGAGGCAGACGGUAGAAUUACUGCAAGGCACCAAAAAUUCUCAUUUACACGCGGGGGAGAGGUUGCUUUCGGAUUCUGAGCUGAGCGCUUCGGAGGCCACGGUGGCUGACAAAAAGGCACCCGGAAGUGAAAGGGCAGCGGAGAGGGCGGCCGCGGCACAGCAGAACUCGGAAAGAGCACACCUGGGCCCCCAGUCAACAUAUGUGGACAUGCAGGCAUUUGACUACGAACAGAAGAAGCUACUGGCAACCAAAGCUAUGCUGAAAAAGCCAGUUGUUACGGAAGUGAGGACACCCACCAACACCUGGAGUGGGCUGGGCUUCUCCAAAUCGAUGCCGGCCGAAACCAUUAAGGAACUGAGAAGGGCCAACCACGUAGCCUACAAACCAUCGAUGUCGACCACUUAUGAGGGUUCCUCCAUGUCUCUCUCCCGAUCCAACAGCCGGGAACACCUGGGGAGCGGGAGCGAUUCCGACAACUGGAGAGAUCACAACGGCAUUAGUUCAACUGCUCCAGGCGACUUCGUUCCUUCCAUCGGGAGCCCUAAACGGAAACAGAAAUCAAGUGAGCAUUAUCUCAGCAGUAGCAACUACAUGGAUUGCAUCUCUUCCCUGAUUGGAAGCAAUGGCUGUAACCUGAACAGUCUGUUUAAAGGAUCUGACCUACCUGAAUUAUUCAGCAAACUGGGCCUGGGUAAAUACACAGACAUAUUUCAGCAACAAGAGAUUGAUCUUCAGACGUUCCUCACUCUGACAGAUCAGGAUCUGAAAGAGCUUGGAAUUACCACUUUUGGUGCACGAAGGAAAAUGCUUCUUGCAAUCUCAGAACUGAACAAAAACCGAAGAAAACUCUUUGACCCCUCUAAUGUCCGAGCCUCGUUUCUGGAAGGCGGCGCUAGCGGGCGGCUGUCACAUCAAUACCAUUCGGACAUUGCCAGUGUGAGCGGCCGUUGGUAGCAGGAGCAUGACGCUUCCACCAUUGACUGCACAACUCCACGGACAUGGCAAUCCUGUGGACCAUCCAUCACCACUGCACAUCACCCUCUGCACUUGGGAGUUUAGGUACCAAGGACCAAAGUCGUCGUCUUUUGCACAACUUCCUGUGCCGAAAGAAAGAAAGAACAUUUGUCUUGUCUUUCCACACACCAAAUGUGGAUUUUCGCCUUUAACUCUUGUAGAUUGGACAGAAUUUGCAAUAAUAUUGGGGGUGGGGUGGGGGUUGUUUAGUAUUUUAUGACUUAUUAUAACUAUAUUGUAUGCACUGAAUGAAUUUUUUUUUUUUACUAUUUUGAAUGGAGAGUGAAGGGCAGGAAUGCCAGAAGGGGGUCAUUGCUUAUGGGUUUUUAUCAAAGAAAUUUCUGGUACUGCUUAAUAAUUAUUAGAGGUCUUUCUGCACUUUAUGUGUUCGGAUUGCUUUUCCUGUGGAAAUUUUUAUUACUUUCCUCUAUAAUUUCCACGGGGGAAGAAAAAAAGAUUACCGUAGUGGCGCUAAAACAAUGUUUGCCAGGUGCAUUCCCACUCCAGGUGAAAAGGCUUACCCUCCCCCAUAAAUGGUACUAGCGAGUUGAAAUGUAGAGGAUGAUGGUUUUCUUUAGACAAGUGUAGGGAAUUUUCCCCGAAUCAGAUCUAUAAAGAGAGGAGACUCCAACCUCCUUGAGAAGAAAGUCUUGAGAAGUAUUUGCAACACUGCAAACCAAGCAGGGAAAGACCAAAAACAGAGUUGUGUUGCCAUCGCUAAUCCUAGUUAGCUGCUGCCUUCAAUGCUAAACCUGAUUUUAAUGAUUAUCUCAAACCAAGGACUAUUUUUAGUAUAAACUACCACUAAAGGACACUUUAUUUAUAGCAAAUGUCUUAUUUUUAGAACCUGUACACUUAGAGCGCAUAAGAAAUUAAAGUGAUCCACUAAAGCGUUUAGGGUAGAGAUUUGGAAGUGGAUCAUGAAGCGGAUCUCCAGGCCCUUCGUUCAUUUGACAGAGCAGAAAUUUGACAAAGACAGCACACUUGCAUCUAUUCCCUAAGGCAGGGGUCUCCAACCUUGGCAACGUUAA